Molecule: messenger RNA, 705 nt
Organism: Fraxinus pennsylvanica
Lineage: Eukaryota; Viridiplantae; Streptophyta; Magnoliopsida; Lamiales; Oleaceae
Source: the annotation of a GenBank genome assembly
AUGAUUGAACAAAUUGAGAAACCAAUCACCACCAAAGAGGAUGCGGAGAAAUCAUUAACAAUUAACAAAAUUGACGACGGAGUAGGAGAGGAAUCGGAGCUAGAUGAAGGAAAAAUCUUGGGUGUGGAGGACUCAGACGAUCCGGCGUCGGAUCCCAUGAAAACUCCGUAUUCAAAGCACCCGUUGGAGUACUCGUGGACAUUCUGGUUCGAUAACCCCUCCGUCAAAUACAAACAGACCGCUUGGGGCAGCAACAUUCGACCCGUCCACACUGUCUCCUCCGUGGAAGACUUCUGGAGUGUUUACAAUAAUGUACACCGGCCAAGCAAGUUGGUAGUUGGAGCAGACUUUCAUUGUUUCAAAAAUAAAAUUGAGCCAAAAUGGGAAGAUCCUGUUUGUGCCAAUGGGGGAAAGUGGACUGUGUGUUUUGCUCGGGGCAAAUCUGAUGUUUCUUGGCUCUAUACGCUACUGGCAAUGAUUGGAGAACAAUUUGAUUGUGGAGAUGAAAUAUGUGGGGCAGUUGUCAAUGUCAGAGCUAGGCAGGAAAAAAUUGCUAUCUGGACCAAGAAUGCUGCAAAUGAAGCGGCUCAGCUGAGAAUUGGAAGACAGUGGAAGGAGUUUCUAGAAUACAAUGACACAAUUGGGUUCAUAUUUCAUGAAGACGCGAUUAAGGAAAGAGUUGCAAAGAAUCGUUACACUCUGUAG